AUGGCACCGAUCGAGGGGCCCAGAGUCAAGAAGGGCCUUUUUGAACGUCUGGAUAGUGGGGAGGUUGUGUUCGGAGAUGGCAGCUAUCUCCUAACUCUGGAGAAGAGGGGCUACGUGAAGGCCGGGCUCUGAACUCCAGAAGCCGUAGUAGAGUAUCCAAAUGCAGUUUGUCAGCUUCACAUGGAAUUCUUGACGGCGGGAUCAGAUGUCAUGCAGACUUUCACCUUUUCUGCCAGUGAGGACAAUAUGGAAAGCCAGGUAGACUACAGCUGGGAAGCUGUAAACACCACUGCCUGUGACCUCGCCAGAGAAGCAGCUGACAAAGGGGAUGCUUUGGUAGCAGGGGGGAUCUGCCAGACAUCAUUGUACACACACCACAAGGAUGAAGUUAGAAUUAAAAAGCUUUUUCAACUGCAGCUAGAGAUUUUUGCCAGGAAAAAUGUAGAUUUCUUGAUUGCAGAGUAUUUUGAACAUGCUGUAGAAGCUGUGUGGGCUGUAGAAGUCUUAAAAGAAUCUGGAAAGCCUGUGGCAGCCACUGUGUGCAUAGGCCCAGAGGGAGACAUGCAUGUAACACCUGGAGAAUGUGCUGUGAAGCUGGCGAAGGCAGGGGCUUCAGUUGUUGGUGUGAACUGCUGAUUUGGGCCCUGGACCAGCCUGAAGACGAUGAGCCUCAUGAAGGAAGCCCUCCAGGCUGCAGGGCUGAAAGAACAGUUGAUGGUGCAGUCCCUAGGGUUCCACAUGCCUGACUGUGGCAACAGAGGGUCUCUGGAUAUCCCUGAAUAUCCCUUUGCCCUGGAGCCCAGAGUUGCAACCAGAUGGGAUAUUCAAAAGUACACCAGAGAAGCCUACAGCCCGGGGGUCAGGUACAUAGGCGGGUGCUGUGGCUUUGAGCUCUAUCACAUCAGAGCGAUUGCAGAGGAGCUGGCCCCGGAGAGAGGAUUUUUGCCACCAGCUUCAGAAAAACAUGGCAGCUGGGGAAGUGGUCUCAAUACGCAUACCAAGCCCUGGAUUAGAGCCAGGGCUAGAAGGGAGUAUUGGGAGAAUCUGUGGCCAGCUUCUGGUAGACCUCUCUGUCCUUCAUUGUCAAAGCCAGAUGCCUGA
This is a messenger RNA of Budorcas taxicolor (takin), 1101 nucleotides long. It is a transcript of the gene BHMT2, whose product is annotated as betaine--homocysteine S-methyltransferase 2. Gene Ontology annotation, molecular function: zinc ion binding; betaine-homocysteine S-methyltransferase activity. NCBI's taxonomy places the organism in Eukaryota, Metazoa, Chordata, Mammalia, Artiodactyla, Bovidae. The record is from RefSeq and is a predicted model, not a curated record.